Molecule: messenger RNA, 483 nt
Organism: Anisakis simplex (herring worm)
Lineage: Eukaryota; Metazoa; Nematoda; Chromadorea; Rhabditida; Anisakidae
Source: the annotation of a GenBank genome assembly
AUGCACUCGUCUUGUUGUAAUCGUCUACUGAUAUCAUCCUCGUCUGCACCAACCAUCAUCAACUGCGGUAAAUUACUGCCGCAAAACAUUGUUAAAAAUGUAAAUUUUCUUCCGCAAAAACGUUCAUUCAAUAUCCAUCGAUGGAGUGCAUUCAAACGUUGGCAAGAAUUGCAAAGGGAUGAACGAGAAUAUCAGCAAGAAAAAGAUGCCAUGAAGAAUUUUAUUCGUUUAUCAAACGGUCUCUACAUAACACCAGAAAAACCAAGCGAUGUACUACCGAAAAAGGCACCAGAAGAUGAAACGCGUAAGGACACGGGUGCAUUUUCGAUGGAGUUGAUGACGUUUCAUACACAAAUGCGUUACAUUGAUCAUAGUUUUGAUAAUACACGACGAUUCAAGCGAUAUCGCCAUUUUCAGCAUUUGCAGUUCGAUCAGCGGUUUGUGACUGUUUUCGUUUUCUUUCGUAUAUCUUUCAAUUACUGA